This is a messenger RNA of Musa acuminata AAA Group (dessert banana), 714 nucleotides long. RefSeq lists its product as uncharacterized. The record is from RefSeq and is a predicted model, not a curated record. Bases 1 to 714 code for a protein of 237 amino acids. The transcript has a single exon. Lineage: Eukaryota; Viridiplantae; Streptophyta; Magnoliopsida; Zingiberales; Musaceae.
AUGCCAUCAGGUUUCAGAACUCCUUCAUGUUCGCUUGCCCAAGCUAUGUUGUGUGGAUUGAGAAGCCUCAAAAGAGUCGACAAGUCAUGGUCACCGAAGGCAUCGAAGAAGAAGAAGGCCGACAAGAACCCGUACUCGACGCGAGGCCUCGACAAGUUCGCCGCCGUGCUUGCUGACCUCGAGAACCGAAGGGCCAAGAUCAUGGCGAACGCUGGACCGCAGGAUGCGUCGACGUCGGUCUGGUUCAUGUAUUCGGAGUCCAGUGAGUGUGUGCCGAUCUUGUUAAGACACAACGAUCAUAUGAGCCGGCAGCCGAUGCCGCCGGCGGUGGCUCACGCCGCCGAUGAAGACCUCAAGGAAGUCAUACCGCUCGUGGGUUCUAAGGAUGAGAAGGAAGUCAUCAAGGAGAUGGUUGCAGUAUCGGAGAGGGAGGUGAAGAAACGAUGGUCAUGGAGGGACUGGAGGCCAAGCUACUAUUGGCCUCUGGUGAUGGUGACGGUGCUGAUACUGUUCUGCUUGUUGAUGUUUGGAAGAGUGUUUGCCAUAUGCUGCACCUCGAUAUGGUGGUACAUGGUGCCCACAAUGCAAGGAGAAGGUAAGGCUCAGAGGAGAAGGGUGAAGAGGAAGAAGGAUGACAGGCGGAUGAGUGAGAAGAGUUUGGUGGUGGCACCUUCCUCCUACCAGGACAAGAAGGUGGAGAGGACAUGCAAGUGA